UUUAGCGCCCCGAAGUAUCGAAUGCAUUCGGGCUUAAUAUAUGAGUUUACGAAUUUAUCAAAUCGAAUUUAAUUAAAAGACUAUACUUUUAAUCGAAUCUAAGACUUAUCGAUUGGAGAGUUUCAACCUGGAAAAUAUUAAUUGGGACUUCCCACAAUUUCGAGAUCACACGAUCUAAUCGAAGUAUUUUCCAGUGCACGAUCACAAUGAGUGACGUUGACCAAGAUCCCUACGAUGUUUUGGAAUUGCCCAGAAACGCCACGGAAGAUGAGAUUAAAGAAGCAUUUCGUAAGUUGUCCCUGCUAUGGCAUCCGGACAAAAACCCCAGUGGAACGGAGCAGUUUCGUGAGAUCUACAAGGCUUACCAAGCAGCUCUGAUGGCCACCAAAAACCGUGCAUCCUACGAUUCCUUCAUUUUACAAACAAGAGACCCCGGGAUUCUCAGUACCGUCAAAAACUAUAACGUAUCUGGUAAACUGGUAAGAUUGGCAAAGACAUGGUUCCCAAUGCCCUCCGGACCCGAUGCAGGAUAUUUUCACAGAAAGCUUAAAGUGGCUGUAUUUAUCGGAGGCGUGGCUGUGGGGGCCUAUGUGACCUACAGAAUAAUGCAACGAUCUCCUCCGUCGAUCCCGAUCCCAGUUACAGUUCCAGUUCCUGAGGCAGUUAUUCCACAAAGUGCCGUCCAGGAACUUAGUGAAAUCCACCCCGCCUCCUUGUGGACAUUGGUCUCUUGGCUAGCCGCUUUAAGAUCCAAGAGUAUGUUACGUCUUGGCAGAUUGACUUCAGGAUCAAGUACUCGACUGUCCUCUAAGGCUCUAAAUGGAUCUCUAUCUUCUGCUGCCGACGCCGUUGCCAAAACAGUAACCCAAGGUCCCCGAGCCGUGACUUCUGCGAUUUCCAGCUCGUCCUUAACUUCUGCAGCCAACGUUGUGGCCAAAACAGUAACCCAAGGACCCCAAGCCGUGACUUCUGCGGUUUCCAGCUCGUCUUUAACUUCUGCAGCCUACGUUGUGGCCAAAACAGUAACCCAAGGACCCAAAGCCGUGACUUCUGCGGUUUCCAGCUCGUCUUUAACUUCUGCAGCCAACGUUGUGGCCAAAACAGUAACCCAAGGACCCCAAGCCGUGAUUUCUGCGGUUUCCAGCUCGUCUUUAACUUCUGCAGCCAACGUUGUGGCCAAAACAGUAACCCAAGGACCCCAAGCCGUGACUUCUGCGAUUUCCAGCUCGUCCUUAACUUCUGCAGCCAACGUUGUGGCCAAAACAGUAACCCAAGGACCCCAAGCCGUGACUUCUGCGGUUUCCAGCUCGUCUUUAACUUCUGCAGCCAACGUUGUGGCCAAAACAGUAACCCAAGGACCCAAAGCCGUGACUUCUGCGGUUUCCAGCUCGUCUUUAACUUCUGCAGCCAACGUUGUGGCCAAAACAGUAACCCAAGGACCCCAAGCCGUGAUUUCUGCGGUUUCCAGCUCGUCUUUAACUUCUGCAGCCAGCGUUGUUGCUAAAUCAUUACCACCGGAACCGCAAAUUGCAUUGAAUUCUACUGCGGAAAUAGUGGCCAAAACAUUAACCCAGGGAUCACAAGCUUCCAAAACAGUUGUCGCAGAAACAUUAAAACAGGGGUCAUCCUCAGGUUAUUCCUCUGCUGCCGACGAUCUAACUAAGAAAACUGCCGCAGGACUUUUCAAAUACUGGAAAUGGACCACACUAUCCAUUGGAAAGGGCUCUGCUGCUGUAAGCCCGGCCCUAACAAACUUCAAAACAUCAUUAGUUAAGGGUGCCACCAACGGUUGGAAAUGGACUGAACCCAAAAUCCUGUCCAUUAGAUCAAACUUGGAAAGGACAUCACAAACAUCCAUCACUGGCAUAGUUCAUGGUUCCAGUUCGGCUAUGUCUUCUGCUGCAAGAAGUUCCGCCAAAGUCAUAGAGAAAGGAACAUUGAAGGCGUAUAGUUUAUGGCGAGUUAGUUUGGCUCCGGUAAUAUCUUCAAGCUCCUCUGCCAUUUCGACAGCUUCCAGGGCUUUUACUGAAGUCAUUAAGAAAAAAUUCACAUCUAAACCCAUUUCUCACAAAACACAGACAGCACCACCAAUGUUUGAACCUAGCCCGAGUCCUCCAAGUUCUGCGGAACCUUUGAAAAACUUACCACAGACUCCACAGUUGGUUCCAGUUUACAAAUUAAUCAUUGUGCUAGCUCCAUUAUGUAUUGCCGCCGCUUGUGUGCCAUACUAUAUGCAACACAAAUUAUUUUCACCACCAAAACCAGAACCCAAAAAGGAAAUCGGAUAUUACUCUGCUGCCAAAGAUGUAAUGAAAACUACUUAUAGAGGAGUUAGCAACACCGUAAGCCCGAUCAUAACGGGAACUACAAAAGUUGUAGUUAAAGGAGUAACCUCUGGUUGGAAUUGGACAUCUGUAAAGCAGGCUGUAACUGAUUCGACAAGCACUGCAUUAAAUGGUGUAACCACUAGCUGGAACUGGACUGCGUCAAAAGCUGGUUUAUAUCUGGUGUCUCCGCUAAAGAAUAUUUAUAAAUUUACUUUGGACAGGGUAGUACCACCAAAGUCAUAAAAAUAGGAAAUUCCUCAUAAAAAAAAGUUCUAUGGUUGGCAUGGAUCUUACAAAAGGCAUAAUAAAAAAAUCACAUCUUUUUUCCCACAAGCGUUUUUACGGUUCAAAAAAAUGUUUAUAAAAACAUACGGUUAUGGGUGAAAAUUAGAUGUCGACAACACAUUGUAAAGGCAAACAAGAAAGGAAGUUAGCUUCGGCAAGCCGAAGCUUGAAUACCCUUGCAGCUAUAAUUAUUAAAUUU
This is a messenger RNA of Drosophila subpulchrella, 2811 nucleotides long. Its product is annotated as A-agglutinin anchorage subunit. NCBI's taxonomy places the organism in Eukaryota, Metazoa, Arthropoda, Insecta, Diptera, Drosophilidae. Gene Ontology annotation, molecular function: protein-folding chaperone binding; misfolded protein binding. Bases 207 to 2570 code for a protein of 787 amino acids. The transcript has 2 exons. Gene Ontology annotation, cellular component: endoplasmic reticulum. The record is from RefSeq and is a predicted model, not a curated record.